AUGUCUCUCAUAUCAUAUUCGAUUAAUGUCAAACGACUAUAUAACAACUUUCAAGAUGUAUGUCAAACACAUUUACAUAGAUUAAUACAAAGAGUACAAGCUGUUGGAAGUGAUGCUGAUCAAUCGCGUCUAGCAAUACUACAUUAUGAAUUACUCGAUGGUAUAGAUACUAUAAACUAUCAAAAAUCAAGACCUAGAAAACAAUAUAUCAUAAACAAAAAUAACGAUCAACAAGAAGAUAAAGAUGAAGCGAAUCAAGAUAUUGGUGAAGAUGACGUCGAAGAAGAUGAAGAUGAUGAUGAUGAUCAAAAUAUAAGCAAUGAUGUUGAUUUAUUAUCAGUUAAAGAAUCAUCAUCAACAACAAAGACAAAUAAUAAUGGUGGAAACAAUAGAAGUCCAAUUGGUAGAAUCAUUCAUCAUAUCAAUAUGAUAGAAUCAUUUUUAAUUGAAAUGAAUAAUAUUAAAACAGAUGCUCAAAAGAUAUUAUCUACAACUUUAUCUUUAAAUCAAAAUGAAAUAUAUAAAAUGAAUGAUAGAGGUAUAAACAAUGUAGAAGUAUCAUUAUUUGAUUUUAUAGAUUUUAUGUGUUGUACAUUGACCAAUUACGAACAAGACUUUCAAAUGAAACAAUCUAUAGCAAGCGAUCUAACAAGUGCCAGUCAAUUAACAUUUGAUAUUCUAUCCAAUGUCAUUUUGUUAUGGACCCAUUCACCUUUAAUCAAUGACAGUCAAUUACAAAAUAUAACCUCUAGAAUGGAAUUACAUAAUGCAAUGAAUAUCAACUCUUAA
Cavenderia fasciculata is the source of this 789-nucleotide messenger RNA. RefSeq lists its product as uncharacterized. The transcript is spliced from 3 exons. The coding region runs from base 1 to 789 and encodes 262 amino acids. NCBI's taxonomy places the organism in Eukaryota, Evosea, Eumycetozoa, Acytosteliales, Cavenderiaceae. The record is from RefSeq and is a predicted model, not a curated record.